Nematolebias whitei (Rio pearlfish) is the source of this 906-nucleotide messenger RNA. It is a transcript of the gene tmem221, whose product is annotated as transmembrane protein 221. Bases 1 to 906 code for a protein of 301 amino acids. The record is from RefSeq and is a predicted model, not a curated record. The transcript has 3 exons. Lineage: Eukaryota; Metazoa; Chordata; Actinopteri; Cyprinodontiformes; Rivulidae.
AUGACGCUACACUACAGCCAGAGAUCUUUGGUUGUUCUAUUUCUGCUGGGGAUCUUAUCGGCCAUCAUGACGGGUUUGUCGGUGAUUUUAAUUUUUCAGCUGCAGUCUCAGCAGGCGACGGUGAAGGGGUCUCCCGCCUCCUCCUCGCUCUUUCCCGCUCACGUCCGAGCCGUUGUGCUGCCGGUGUGCACGGUGCUCGCUGCUCUGUCCUUCACCCUGCACCUGAGCUCCGUGCUCGUGUGUCUCCUCCACGGCUACAUUUCCACCGAAGUCUGCCGAGGAGAGCAGGACACCGAGAGAGCUGAUUGUUUCCUUUUGGAGAGCAGAGGUGUCCGACAUGUGGCCAUUGGUCUAUUCUGCCUUGGGGUCUCCGUCUACUUGGCAGCAAUGUCCAUCUUUAUGCUCCUGAUAUUGGAGACGGAGACAGGUAUUGCCUGUGCUGGCAUUCUCUCAUCUGGAAUACUGAUUCUGCUGGUGACCGUGAUACACUCCCUGAUCAAAGCCUCUCAAACUGCUAAAUGCUAUCAGAGCGACUGGGUCAACACCCUCUAUCAAAAUGAGCAUGGAAGCAGCAGCACGCCCAUCUCUCGGCACUGCGAGCUAAGAGUUGGUGUGGACAAGCCGCGGAUUCACCGCAGCCAGUCUCAUCUCCAGCCACCGAUUUCCUAUACUCCAUGUGGCAAUAUAAGGCAGCAGUACUCCCCUGCUGAAGGUUCGCUGGGCCACUCUGCUGAUAAAGAUGCUUACAAUGGUAGUGGGAGCCGUCCUCAAAUACACAGGACACUGUCCACUGAAUCAGGCCUACUACAAGCCCGGGGUCAACCCUGGAAUGGGGUCAACAAUGAAAUGAGGAGUGUUCUUGCACGAAAAGUAGGGAUUUCAGCAAAAGACUCAACUCUUGUGUGA